Molecule: messenger RNA, 1872 nt
Organism: Morchella importuna
Lineage: Eukaryota; Fungi; Ascomycota; Pezizomycetes; Pezizales; Morchellaceae
Exons: 4
Coding region: 1-1872 (623 amino acids)
Molecular function (GO): protein binding
Source: RefSeq, a predicted model, not a curated record
AUGGGGAAGUUGAAUUAUACCAAUAGGAGGAUUAGCGGAGAAAAGCUCGGGAACGCUGUCAAAAGGGACAUCCUAAAAUGCAUAAUACAAUCAACAAAGCCGGGCAGAGUCCUGAAGGACCCACAUCUUGAGCUCAACCUUCAAGGAAAGCACCUCUGUGAUGGGGGUUUGAAGCUUGCCUGUGAAGGUUUAGCUGUGACCCUCGAGUCCGGGUGUUCGAAGCUGGAUGAACUGAAUCUAUCAGAAAAUAAGAUCACUUUAAUUGGCCUAAGUCAUCUUACUCGAGUUAUCAAACUCGCUGCUAGAGAUCUGAAAGAUUUAGACCUAAGUCGUAACAAUAUUCAAAUCAUUACACAGGAUGAUGAAGGGAUUUGGGAAAGCUUUUUGAUGGGAUUCAGAGAUGUUUGCACACUGAGACGAUUGGAUCUCUCCGAGAACCCACUUGGUGAUAAAGCAAUGGAGGUAUUACUGAGUGUUUAUGUACGGGAGUCACCAAUACUUCUACCCAGAGCGGUAAAGCCAGUGCUCGCCGAGAGCUCAGACGAGGAGUACUAUCCAGAUUUCGAAGCUGAUUCGGACACGGACACCAUAUUCUCCUCCGGGCCUCAGCCACUGCAUAGUUAUCCUAGUCAUGAAAACUUCUCUGAGUCUCCACCCAGCCCGCAUUCGACUAGCGUUCUGAAACCAAACAAACCGUAUAUUGCUGAGAAUUCGUCUCUUGACCGAUCACCCACCCUCUCGCUCUCAACGUCCCUUGUCUCAAGUCGAGUAGAAAUUCAAGGCUUACGAUCGAUUCCUUAUUUAAUAUUCUCAAAGUGUGCCCUUUCAGACAAGGGGGCCCUUUCUCUCUCUUUUAUCAUUCCCGUGCAUUAUACACCAGAACGAUUGCUAUCAUAUUUCCCUCCCACACGCCCUGGAAGUCAAACCGAGAUCUUUGACCGUUAUGAUAGAAUUCCAGGCUGUUCUGGGAUUGUUUAUCAAGAAAACGAACUGACAGCUAUGGGCUUCAAAGUACUUGAACUAGCUGAGGGCAUGCGUGAAAAUCGUACACAAACGCCUACUAGCCCUAGGAGUAGGCAGGUAUCCGAAACCUCUAAUGGAUUGCUGACACCUCUAAAACAUAGAAAGGACAGUUUUUCGUCACAAUCCCCCCAUAGUGUGCCCCAGGGAGUCACUAGUUCUGAGCUCGAAAGAGCUCGAAGCAAGAUACAGGGGGCUAUAUUAAAGAAUUAUGGGACAGGUCCUAUUGCGGUCUGGAAAAUAGCUAUUAAAACGCUUUCGAUUAGUCGAACGAUAUUUUUCGGUAGCGAAGACCCGGGAGCUGAAUACCUCACACUCUCUACACGCACCUCCCAACGACAUUCUCCAAUUCGACAAGCAUCCAACACAUUCAAUCCGAGAUUCUCUGGCCUACAUGUAGGCUCACUGAAUUUCCCACACGCUGCACAAUUCCAACAGCAUCACCCCAACAUUCUUGACGGCCAAGGGGCAUGGAAUGGGCCAAAUGUUUCUCAGCUUGGCAGCCCCACAAUAUCGCAAAGGGAUAUGCCUGAUUUUCCGAGCCCAUUUCGGUACAGUUGUUCUUCUACCACAGAAACGUCAGAGCUCGAAGAGCUCCAAGAAAAGAUGCCAAGAAAGCUCCCGGGAAAUCUUCCAACCGAGCUUUGGACAAGAAUUAUCGCACUUGUGACGGAUCCCAAGGAUGUGUUGUCUGAGAAACAGCGGAAAAACAUAGUUGCCUGGGCCAAAACAAGUGAAUCUCUAGAAAGGGAGAGGGAUUUGGCGGGGAAAUUAAGGUCCGUUCAAAUCUGGAGAGUACUGGAGGCAUUAGAGUGCCUAAGCUAUGAGUUUAAAACUGGCAAGGAGACCUAG